AUGUCUUAUUCCAGUUUGGUCGCAAUUCAGCCAAUGGAAGCUACUAAUCUCUUAUCAACUUUGGAACUUCUGUGUGCACCCAAGAAGCUUGAUCGUGAAAAAGGCGAAGAUCAGCUGAAUAACAUAUCACUAACAUCUGACGAAGUUAAGUUGGUGUCAAGUUGGAUAGAAGAAAAGUUGGAAGGGCUGUCUAAUUGGGAAGACGUCUUUGGUGGGAUCACCGCAGCUAUCAUCCUACUUCGCAAUGUCGAUUAUCGAUCUCUGGUAGAUGUUGGUAUUGUCGGUAAAUUAGAAGAUCAUGCAGUUGAAUGUCAUGAUAACCCUGAAUUCCGAGUUCGGAUAGCUGCAGGUCAACUUAUGGGUUCCCUCUGUCGACAUGCUGGAUUAUCUUUGUUCAUCCGGUACUUACCCACUGUAAUUCAGGGUGUCGUCACUAAUUUAGAAAGAAAUACUGAAGCCCCUGUAUCUGAAGCUGAGUUAUCUCUACGAGAGCUCAACUUAGCUAAGGAAUGCAGUACUAAUUUGAGCAGCAGUUCUCUAUCUAUUUUCCAUGAUACAGCAGGUUGGAAAAACUUGGAAACAUGGAUGAAGUGUUUACAGGAAAUGGUUUCAAAUCUUCCAUCCAAGGAUUUCAUUAAAGUGGAUAGAACUAUUAUUUUGGAACUUAUUUUUAAAGCUGUUCAGCACGUCAAUCGUUUUGUUCGUGAAACAGGUUAUGAUGUUUUAUCAACAAUGAUUUCUCGUCAUUUAUGUUACACGGAGCCAGAAGCAAAGGAAGCAACUUAUAUCAACGUUGCAACUCAACUCGCUAAGGGUUUAUCAGAUAAUUGGAGUCAAGUCCGCAUGGCCGCUUCCAGAGCAGUACGAACUCUUUUUGAGGUUGAUCCUCCCUCUGGAUAUACGAGAGAUGAUAUUUACCCUAUUCUUUUACCAGCUAUGUGUUUAAACAGAUAUUACGUUGCUGAAGGCGUCAGGAUUUAUAGUCAAGAUACUUGGUGUCGUGUUACUCAAGGAGAAGGUCGAAAGUUACUUGGUCAAUAUUUAGUUCCAGCUGUCGAUUAUUACAUUCAACAAAGUGAUGCCGAUAAUCAUGCGGUUCGUGAGGCUUCUUGUGCGUCUAUGGCUGAGAUUGUAACUAAAUUAGAUCCAAAUUUGCUACUACCGUGUGUCAGUAAAUUGCUCGAUGCCUUAAUUGUAUGCUUUGGAGAUGAAAGUUGGCCAGUAAGAGAUGCGGCCUGUGUUGCACUUGGUUCAUUGAUUUCCACCUUUCCUAACGAGACACGCGCGGCUGGCUACGAUAAUUUAAUGGCUACACAAUUCUUACGAAACCUUAGUGAUAGUAUUCCAUCAGUCCGUGAUGGUGCAGCUAAAUCGAUUGCUGCGAUUUUAAAAUCAGUUGGUGAUCAAAAUUUAUUCCAACAUUAUAUCAAUCAUAUCGUAGAGAAAAUUGAUGGAUUAAGCAAACAGCCUAAAGAAUCUCAUGGUGCAGAAUCUAGUCGUGUAUCUGGGAAGGGACCAGGAGCAUCUCAUGUUACUGUUCACAGUGGAGAUGCUGCUCAUGAUAGUCGUCAUACUGAUCAAGUUAUGUACUCCUGUGGAUCCUUGGCCCCGAAGCUUCAGAAAGGUCGAAAAGGUGGUGGUUGUCAUAAUGGUCUUCAUCAACGUGCCAGUGAACCUUGGGAAGAGGCUGAUGGCGCAAUUCGCUUGAUCGGUCAAAUAUCAGACAAGUUCCCAAACCGAGUCACUGACGAUUUGAUUGAGCAACUAUUGAAGGGUUGUGAACAUCGAAAUUAUACACAUUAUCCUUAUUUUUUAGAAACUGCUUGCGAUGUAAUUGUACAGCUGUGUAAUCAUCUCGAAAAACCUCAAUUUAAAAAAUAUAUGGAUGCGUUUCUGGAAGUAUUGGCAACCGCAGUAGAAAGCAAGUUACCGCUGGCUGUUAAUGCUGCAUCGGAAUGCCUUAAAUCUAUAGGAAAUCGUUUUGGUCCAACCGUGCUACGUGGUCGAAUUGAAAGUCACAUUAAUGCAUUUGUUUCUGAAAACCUAGUUGAUUUAUUACCUCCUGUGUAA
Messenger RNA from Schistosoma curassoni, 2070 nucleotides. NCBI's taxonomy places the organism in Eukaryota, Metazoa, Platyhelminthes, Trematoda, Strigeidida, Schistosomatidae. The record is from the annotation of a GenBank genome assembly.